CGACAGAAAAUACCGAAAUACACUGAUAGAACUUUAUCUAUUAUCCCAUAUAAAAGUUUUCCGCCAUUUAAUAACUUCAUUGAAACCGCACUCUAUAAGUUUAUCAGUUGCUAGCCAAAGAUGUACGACUUGUAAUUAAUUGUUUACGUCGCGUCGGACAGAUAAACUGUACUUAACGAAAAGUGUAAUUCUUGAUUACACUUAAAAAUAUACUGCCGCAAAUGUAAGAGAUUUGAAUAUGAAACAAUUUCAAGUGGAAAAUGCAACUCCAAUGGCGUGAAUAAAUAUUCAUUACACCCUAGUAAACCUCAAGUUUAUUAAUUUUAUGUUCCGGUACACGCUUCAUCUUAUCUAUGAUAAAAGUGUUCAGUAUUAAAGACAAAAUUAUUAGGGGUGACCUUCGACUAUAUUACUUUUGGAAGAGAAUCGAGUGACAAAACAGCAAAAGUUUAACGCUGUAUCGAGACCUGUAGAAACAAGGCGCGUUUUACUCGACGUCAGAAGACAGGCUUCAUGGAUCCAGAAGACAGGCUGGACGAGGAUUUUAUGUUUUACCUUUCGGUCUCUGAACGAAACUGGAAGAAUCUUCAGAAUGAGAAGGACAAGGAGCUGGGCCAGGAGUGGCUGUACAAGCUGACAGCCUUGCAGCAGACAAAGGCGGACAAACGCGACCGCAACGUGUACCUGUCGCAGCUGGCGCUGGCCAUGGGCGACGGUGAACUCAGUGGUCCUUUCCUCAAGAGACCGCCAGAGGGCAACCUGCCCGCACCCUCGGAUGUCUUUGGCCCGCCGCAGCCACGCAUAGAGGUUCCCCCUGAGUUCAAGAAAAUUGAUAAAACUGAGGAUCUCACCACUACGUACACAUCGAAAGACGGACGAACGUACGUUGCCACAAAGUCACUGGGGAAGGAUCACGGUGCUUACACCUACAUAGGGAUAUCCCUUGCUGACAAAGAGCCGCUUUGGGUAGGUGGAGACGCUCCGACCGGCCCAUGUUAUGGUUUCGAGCGACACUUCGAGAGGCCGCAAACUUUGUACUCGAAACCCCGCCCGCGACCUCCGAGUACUAUUUUUGCUAUGGAGCAGGAAGGAGGUGGCGGUGACAGUCCAGACGACACCAAGAUCUUCACUGACUACGUGACUGGAGCCAAAGAUGCCCAGAUGUCGGGGACUCAUGGCAAAGACUUCCAGCCACAAACAGCAGAGGUAGUGGACAAAGAGCUCCGCCUGCCAGAUGCGCCCCAAAAGGAUGGACAACGGAAAUCUGUGGCGCCUUCGGCAAUAAAAUCAGAAGACGCUGCUGAGAAAGCGAAACGCGCAGGGGACGCCCCGGGAGAGAAACAGGUACCAGCACCAAAUCAGUGGGAAGGACUGGACAUCAUGUUUCCAUUGCCAAAGGAAGGGGACACGGCAACAACAAAUACACAACUGGAUAUAUCAGAGUUUUAUACAGCAAUGAUAACAAAUAUUAACAAUACAUUAAGUGGGAAAGAUGAACUCAAUGAUUAUAACAAGGAAAAAGCAGAUGAAAUCAGGCGAAGAUAUGCAAGAGCAAAUAACAAAUUACAGUUGUUUGAGGUUUUGAACAAAACUAAAGAAGCAUUAGUGAAAAAGUUAAUGAGAGUGAAAGAAGAAGAAUCACGUUUCACUGACAGCAUAAAAAAAAUAGAAUUUACACUGUUAUCUAAUACCAUUGACUCAGAAGAUUCUGUGUUUGAAACAGCUUGGAAAGAAGCCUGUAAGGUCCAUAAUAAAAAAAAUUUACAGCUCCUUGAACAAGUGUACAAUCCAGCAGUGAGAGAGAGAAUGGCCGACAUGAUGACACUUCUAAAAUCACGUGCUAUGCACGACAGGAGCAAACAUAUGAAGGCGCAGGCUGCUGCAGCUAGAGAAGACUUCAAACUCCAAACAGAAAGGUUACAAGCAAAAGUUAAGGUAGCGGAAGACCUUAUGAACCGAAUCCAGGGUGUGAUAGACGAAGCGGAGUUACUGAGGACUGCUGCGCCAACAGAGAGCCCUUAUGCAGCCCAGAGAAGAGAGUUGGCAGACAGGUUACUGUCGGACGUGGAACAGCUGACCAACAUGUACCAUGUCGAAUACACUGCUUGCCGGAGCCUUGAAAAGGAGAUAGAGAAUACAUCCGAUAAUAUAUUCUCACAUCCUGAAUUCACAAGCAUCGGUAUGGAUAAUAUGAGGCUUAAAACUGGUAUCGCAGCAAUGCAAGCCCGCCUGAGAGCGAAAUGAAAAAUCGAUAGCUGAGAAACAAGCAGAAAUUUGUAGUUAUCUAUGUUGUAAGUGUAAUAUGAAACCACUGUUAAUUGUCUUUUAUGUGACCUAUCAUUCGAGUGCAGUGUAAAAUAAGUUUAAUAACAGUGAAUUAAUUAGCAAAUAUCAAGCAAGAAAUGUUUAUUACAUCUGUCCUGAUGAGACAUUGAAUGUUCAGGGUUAGUGAAACAAAGACAUUCUACAAUAUUAAGAACGCUAACUCUUACACCAUCAUCUUUUGUGAAUAAAUUGACAUUUUUCGCUUA
Molecule: messenger RNA, 2531 nt
Organism: Schistocerca gregaria
Lineage: Eukaryota; Metazoa; Arthropoda; Insecta; Orthoptera; Acrididae
Exons: 12
Coding region: 514-2244 (576 amino acids)
Source: RefSeq, a predicted model, not a curated record